UUGCUUUCUCCCAAAGAUAAGUGAAAAUUCGAUCAAUCGAGAGAAUUUAUAAUAUGGGUGUUCUUGAUUAUUUAUCAAUUUUUUGCACCGUUACAAGUAGAAGACGACGUACCAAAAGGAGACCAUUACAGACAGUGGAGAUAAAAGUGAAGAUGGACUGUGAUGGAUGUGAAAGAAGAGUCAAGAACGCAGUUAGACGCAUGAAAGGUGUGAAAACAGUGGAAGUGAUUAGAAAACAACACAGGGUGAUAGUGAGUGGUUAUGUUGAUCCAGCGAGAGUGUUGAAUAGAAUAAAAAGCACUGGAAAAAGAGCAGAAAUGUGGCCAUAUAUUCCAUAUAAUUUGGUGUCUUAUCCAUACGUAGCUCAAGCAUAUGACAAAAAGGCACCUUCUGGUUUUGUUAAAAAUGUGCCACAAGCACUAAUUGCACCUAAUGCUACUGAAGAAAGGAUUACUCAUCUUUUUAGUGAUGAUAAUCCCAAUGCUUGUUCUAUUAUGUGAUCCAACUUUC
Solanum verrucosum is the source of this 510-nucleotide messenger RNA. Its product is annotated as heavy metal-associated isoprenylated plant protein 21-like. NCBI's taxonomy places the organism in Eukaryota, Viridiplantae, Streptophyta, Magnoliopsida, Solanales, Solanaceae. Bases 54 to 500 code for a protein of 148 amino acids. Gene Ontology annotation, molecular function: metal ion binding. The transcript is spliced from 3 exons. The record is from RefSeq and is a predicted model, not a curated record.